Saccostrea cuccullata (small rock oyster) is the source of this 2385-nucleotide messenger RNA. RefSeq lists its product as uncharacterized. The transcript has 12 exons. The coding region runs from base 75 to 1934 and encodes 619 amino acids. NCBI's taxonomy places the organism in Eukaryota, Metazoa, Mollusca, Bivalvia, Ostreida, Ostreidae. The record is from RefSeq and is a predicted model, not a curated record.
GAAAAAAAUCCAUGUAAACAAACUAUUUUUCUUCGAAGAUUUAAAAGAAUGUUUGUAUAAAACCUACAAACAAAAUGACUGAGGCAACAUUUGAGGAGUUUUCAAUCGAUAUUGAUGAAUCUAAGGCAGGACAUGGACCUCCAGUCAACCUGUUUAAUGUGGACAUGAAGUACCAAUCAAUUGACUUCACUACAGAGACACCUAGUGGUGAAUCAGAGGUCAAAACAGUGGAAGAUAACUCUGUCAGAGCCUCAACUCCCCCUCCCCCACCUUUGGACAUCUUUGGUUUUGAUAUGAAAUACACCGAAGAUCCUUUGGAAGAUUUUAAUGAAUCCUCAGGGAAUAAUAGCUCUGGUGGGAAUGUGGGUCCAAGCCUUACAAGCAUUAAUUUCGGAAAUUUGUCAAGAAUGGAGUCGACUGAAAAUAAAUCAAGUUCAGUUUCCUCAAGUGUAGCUAAGGGUACUGUCCAACAAAAUCUAGAGAAGAAGCCUGACACUGCCCAGGAUGUUCAGCAGUCUGCUCUGAUGAAGAAUGUUCUUCAGAAAAUAAAGACUUCACAGUCCAGUAGUGGUCAAACAAUGAAGAUAGAACAACAAACGACUGAAGUAAAAAUAACUAAAACAGAAGGAGGAGAGAAAAUAACAGAGAAGAGCAGUGUCUUGACAAUUGAAAAGAUCUCAACGUCAAAGAGUUGUGAAGACUCGGAUGAUGAGUUUGAUUUUGAUGUACCUACAAGUAAAAACACUCCACAGAAUCUCCCUCCUCAAACAGACCUACCAAAAACACAAGAUUCAAGUUCACCGCCCUCUGCAUUAAAAUCUCAGACUGCUACAGAAUCCGUAGGCCCAAAGGUAGAAAUUCAACCGACCGUGAAGGUUGUGUCUAGUACGGACACUUUAACUGGUCCAGGGGUAAAUGUUUCUGAGAAGAGUUUGACCAAUCAAGGAACAUCUCAUGUUACAUCUGACAGAGAGAAAAUAACCUUGCAGGGUCAGACAGUUAGUGAGAUAGGGAACUCUGUAUUGAAACAGGUUUGUGAGAAUGGUGCAGUAUCUGAGACAUUCCACGUUAACAAUCGGGCCCAGGACGAGUGGGAUAAAGUACAGACUAUAGAAGCAGGGUUUGUGGAUGAGAAUGAUACAAGAAAGAAAGAGAGUGUAGUGACCAAUGCCCCGAUGCUGUCUUUCUUUGAGAUGUCAGAACAUUUUGUCUCCCAGGAUUUCACAGGAGUCAAGGACAAAAUCCGGACAACUGUAGAGCGUCAUGGUUUUUCUGCACUGAAGUACUUCCUCUUUGGACCACCAAAACUGCAUAAAAAUCUACAUGAAGAAAGAGAUAGGAUAUUUUGUAUAGCUGCAUCGGUGCUUGAGAAUUCUAACCAGAUCCAUGUCAGAUCUCUACAGACAAUCUAUCGCAGUCUCACGGGGUCAAGGUUUGACUGUCCGCGCUAUGGAAACCAUUGGGAGGAAAUUGGAUUUCAGGGCAGGGAUCCAUCAACAGAUCUGAGGGGUGUAGGGUUACUAGGUCUGUUACAUUUGAUCUACUUGUUGAGAGAUGCCAAACGACAGGUGCUGGCUAGUGAAAUCUACAAACUUUCUCUUCAUCCCACUCAGAUAAAACAAAAUUCAAAUAUUUCCUAUCAACAUGUAGAGUGCAAUAAACAGAAAGAGGUCCUUCCAGUUGUGUGUGAUUUUUACACAGGACUAUAUCUACAGAUGUAUCAAGUGUGGAAAUCCCAGGGGAAAACCAUCUCAGACUCUGGAUUUGUUUUACAGCAUAUUGAAAAUCAUGCCAAGAGGAAUCCCCAUACAGUGAUGAAAAACCUAGAGGAGUACUUAGCCAAGAAGAAAUCGGCAGCCAAUCUGGAAAACGUGAAUCUCGGAGAGGAACAGUUUACAAGUGUUGUGGAUUCUGAGACAGCAGGACACUAUUAAAAGUUAACUAGUUUCUUUUUAAAUUAAAUAAUUUUCCAAUUACAGGGUGUUCUAAAUCUUGUCAAAUUAAAAGUCCCAUAAAGCUGUUCAUGAAUAAUAUAUCAUUUUGUCGUGUAUUGCAUAUAAAUUGAAUCAGGUGCAUUGCAUACUUCAGCAUUAAACUUUUAACAUUUAGGAUCCUUCUUUUCCUGUCUAUUUUUGUUACUCAUAUGAAAUAAUUGAUAUGUACAAACUUUAUUUUCAUUUGAUACUUUGAAGACUUCCAGGUUAGUGUGCUCAAUGAGGCAUUAGUUUUAUAUUUAGAACUCCCAAGUAGUGUAAAUGAAAUUUAUUUGCAUAUUUUAAAACAUAACAAUUUUAAAAUCAUCUUAUUCUAAAUCAUUCUUUUAAAAUUAUUUCGUUUUCCCAAUAUUGUAAUGAAAGUUUUGAAAUUUCUCUAAAAAUAUUAUUA